Messenger RNA from Leptonychotes weddellii (Weddell seal), 689 nucleotides. RefSeq names its product HESX homeobox 1 (gene HESX1). Gene Ontology annotation, biological process: regulation of transcription by RNA polymerase II; pituitary gland development; forebrain development. Gene Ontology annotation, cellular component: nucleus. Gene Ontology annotation, molecular function: DNA-binding transcription repressor activity, RNA polymerase II-specific; RNA polymerase II cis-regulatory region sequence-specific DNA binding. The record is from RefSeq and is a predicted model, not a curated record. NCBI's taxonomy places the organism in Eukaryota, Metazoa, Chordata, Mammalia, Carnivora, Phocidae.
CCUGUACACAUGGGGUAGAGCCAGCCAGGAGGCAGGAGAGGCCAGAGCUGUCGUUCUGGGCAGCCCACUCGAGGAUGGCUCCCAGUCUUCCGGAAAGUGCUCGGCUUGGGGAAAGCAAACCCUCGCCUUGCUCCUUUUCAAUUGAGAGCAUUUUAGGAUUGGACCAGAAGAAAGACUGUGUUCCUUCAGUGAAACACCACAGACCGUGGGCAGACACCUGCAGCUCCUCAGGGAAAGAUGUUAACCUAUGUGUGCAUAUCCCGAGCCUUUCUAAUGGGGUCUCAUUCCCUUGUACUGUGGAUCACCCAGUACCAGAAGAAAGAUUUUUGAAAUACGAAAAUUACUUUUCAGCCUCAGAAAGACUGUCUUUGAAAAGAGAGCUGAGUUGGUAUAGAGGCCGGAGACCCAGAACUGCUUUUACUCAAAACCAGAUUGAAGUGUUGGAAAACGUCUUUAGAGUUAACUGCUACCCGGGCAUUGAUAUCAGAGAAGACUUAGCUCGAAAAUUGAAUCUAGAGGAAGACAGAAUCCAGAUCUGGUUCCAAAAUCGGCGUGCAAAGCUGAAAAGGUCCCAUAGAGAAUCACAGUUUCUAAUGGCGAAAAAAAAUUUCAACACAAAUCUCCUGGAAUAGAUAGAAACUAAAUACGUGAGAUUAUCUUACAAUUGCAGAACAUGAAGAAUCAAUGGA